Molecule: messenger RNA, 1072 nt
Organism: Blastocystis hominis
Lineage: Eukaryota; Bigyra; Opalinata; Blastocystidae
Exons: 4
Coding region: 127-1011 (294 amino acids)
Biological process (GO): protein phosphorylation
Molecular function (GO): protein serine/threonine kinase activator activity; ATP binding; protein kinase activity
Source: RefSeq, a predicted model, not a curated record
CAGGGAGCUUUUGCAAAAGUAUAUAAAGCGCGUUGUUUAGAUAACAACGCCAUUGUAUCCAUUAAGAUAUUAAAGCUCGAAGACCCUUCUAUCAAUCUGGAGGAUACUCGGAAGGAGGUCCUAACAAUGAAACUAUGUGACCACGAAAACGUUCUGACGUGUUACUGCUGCUUCAAUGUGGGAUGCUCGCUGUGGAUCGUCACGCCCCUCAUGAUCAAGGGCUCGUUCCUGCGCAUCCUCCAGUACCUCUCCAGCCAAAAGCGCAUUCAAGACGGUCAGGGCUUCGAGGAGUGCAUCGUUGCAUACAUCAUCCGCGAGACGGCCAAGGCUCUCAAAUACCUGCACGAUUCCAACCUCCUGCACCGAGACGUCAAGGCGGGCAAUAUCCUCGUCGACGCGGACGCGAACAUCCGUCUUGCCGAUCUGGGCGUGGCGCGCGUGCUCGAAGGGACCGUGAAGAAGCAGGAGGCGCGGACCUUCGUGGGCACGCCCUGCUGGAUGGCGCCCGAAGUCAUGAACCGCGAGCGGUACAACUCCCGCGCCGACAUCUGGUCGCUAGGCAUCACGGCGCUGGAGCUUUUCAAGGGCUACCCGCCCCUGGCGAAGUUCGAGCCGAUGGAGAUCCUGAUCCGCACGGUGCAGGGCGAGUCGCCCUCCUUCGCCUCGUACAACGAUUCCUGCCCGAUCAAGCCGUCCAGCGCGUUCGUGGGGUUCAUCAGCUCGGUGCUGAAGAAGGACCCUGCGCAGCGCUACAGCGCCGAUAAAGUGCUGAGCCACCGCUGGCUGGCCAUCGCCGACCAGGGCCGCGAGGCGCUGAAGAAGCUGCUGGAGACCAUCCCUGACUUAGAGGGGCUGCCGGACGUGCCGGUGGAGCUGCCCGGGCUGGAGGUGCACUACGUGAAGAAUACGACGUGGGACUUCAGCGGCGUGCAGGGACUGAAGGACAGCGAGAAGGACAAGUGGCUGGGAGAGUUCACCAAGGUAGGGCAGAGGAGAGAGGGUCAGACGUAGGCGUCGGUGAAAGAGACGGAGGCUCCGUAGUUGAUUGUAUAUUAUACUACUAGCAUGUGCG